AUGAUGGGGGGUGAUGGGGGUGAUGGGGGUGAUAGGGGUGAUGGGGGUGAUGGGGGUGAUGGGGAUGAUGGGGGUGAUGGGGGUGAUGGGGGUGAUGGGGAUGAUGGGGGUGAUGGGGGAGAUGGGGAUGAUGGGGGUGAUGGGGGUGAUGGGGGUGAUGGGGGUGAUGGGGGUGAUGGGGGUGAUGGGGGUGAUAGGGGUGAUCGGGGUGAUGGGGGUGAUGAGGGUGAUGGGGGUGAUGGGGGUGAUGGGGGUGAUGGGGAUGGUGAUGGGGGUGAUGGGGAUGAUAGGGGUGAUCGGGGUGAUGGGGGUGAUGGGGAUGAUGGGGAUGAUGGGGGUGAUGGGGGUGAUGGGGAUGAUGGGGGUGAUGGGGGUGAUGGGGGUGAUGAGGGUGAUGGGGGUGAUGGGGUGAUGGGGGGGGUGAUCGGGUGA
This is a messenger RNA of Closterium sp. NIES-65, 432 nucleotides long. Lineage: Eukaryota; Viridiplantae; Streptophyta; Zygnematophyceae; Desmidiales; Closteriaceae. The record is from the annotation of a GenBank genome assembly.